CAAUGUCUGUGUCAAUGUGCCUGCUUUCCCCCCAUUAGAGACCAGAGUUGGAGGCAUUUCAGUGCCUAAAGGUCACCACUUAAGCCUCAUAGUUUGAGGUCCAUCGCUAAAUCCAGUCCAGCCCCAGAGCUGCUUACAAAUCCCCUGGAGGUUUCUGAGUUUGACUACCAAACCUGACCUACUUCCGGCAUGAAGAGGAUGCUGAGCGGACAGUAGCUGAACUCAGUAACCGCUGGUUCAGUGGGCAGGCUCUGCAUGCUGAUCUGUCUCCUGUCACCGACUUCCGGGAGUCAUGCUGUCGGCAGUAUGAGAUGGGGUAUGGCAGGAAGAGGAUGGGAUGGGCACCUGGAGUUCCAGACUCCUGUGUGUGUGUUGGUAGGGCUGUCAAUGACAGUGUCCUCUUCCAUCUAUCCAUCCUCAACCCAGAGAAUGUACUCGUGGUAGCUUUUGCAACUUCAUGCACCUGUGACUCGCCUCCCGGAACUUAUGGCAGCAGCUUUAUUGGUGGGAACCCAGGCUCAGGUAUCUCAGGACCAGCUUGCCAAGACUUCUCAUACUCUAAAGCUCCUAUAACCUGAGAUGAACCUGAUCCUGUGUCUCGAUAACAAUAUCUCAAGUCUUUGGUAUCCUAGGACUAGUACUGAGCCCAUUCCAAGACCAGCACCUAAGUCCCAACCCCCAAACCAUCCUGAAUCCCAAACCCAAGACCAGCUUGGAUCUCUAAUCCUGAGACCAGCUCCUGAGCACCUAUCUUAGACCACCCUCAGGAACUCUAGUUACUUCAUCACCUGCUCUGCCCCAUGCCUCUAACCCUUCUCCCCACUCCUGUCCCCAGGUCACCCCCAAGGUCCCAUACCUGCACUGUCCCAAAGAAAGAAACUGACAUUUCCCAGACCACCAGCAGGGCCACUUCUGAGUUCCUGACCCUCUUGCCCUUCACCUCUAACAGGUAGAGAUGUUCCUGGCCAGGACCCCUCCUCAAAGCUCCCUUAACUCCUCAGGGCCAUCUUCCCCAGCCUCUAGGGUCUGCCACUCCUCCCCGAAUAAAGUUCUGUAUUUUGAGCUUGAGUUGAGUCUAGUUGCGGGCUGGAGUUUCCUUCCACCCCCACAUCCGAUGAAAAGGGGAAGUAGGUUGGGCUCUAGCCACAACUGCAGCUGAAGAACUUCAAACCGGUGGAAAAUUAUUGGACUCCGGGCUCAACGCCCUAGAAACCCCCAAGUGGGACUGGUGGAGCGCCUUCGUGCUGGAAACCACAACAUCCAUCUGAGGCUUUUCAAAGGGAAGACGCCUAGUUGUGGCAGAUUGGAGGAUUCCCAAUCCAGAGGAGAUUUGGGUUAGGAUCUAAGGCGCUGUGGCCGGAAGUCCUGCACCCUGCACGCGCCGCUGGGAUGAGGCCCCAGCACCUCCUCUUGUCUGCUGCGCUGUUCCUGGCCCAGGCAGUGCCGCAUGAAGCCUCCCAACACUGCAGCCGCCUUGAGUACUGGAACCCCGACAACCUGUGCUGUGGCAGCUGCCUACAGCGCUUUGGGCCUCCCCCGUGCCCCGACUAUGAGUUUUCAGAAAACUGCGGGCUCAAUGACUUUGGUGAUCACGUAAUGCAUCCCUUCAAAAAGUGUCCUUCUGGGCAGUGCAAUCCGGACUUCGCAGAGCUAUGUGGCUUCUGUGGCAGCAGAACCACGGCCCCCACUCUCGAGAGAAGCCGGCAGCGCUGUAGAGAGAAGCCUGCUCCUUCCAAGGCGCCCUGUCCCCUGAAGCGUGAAACAACCAGCGUCCCAAGCUCCCAGACCACCUCACCAGCCAUUUCCAGCACCUCUCGAACAUCUGAACACACUGUCCCUUGGCAGGCCCUGAUUUUUGCCCUGCCCCUGGUGCUGGUUCUGCUCGUGACCUCAGCAGCCAUCCUCCUGUUUGCCCUGCAAAGGCACAGUCUCUGCCACCCCUAUCCUGGCUCCAACACCUCUCAAGGCUCUCUGGUGGCAUCGGAGGCAGAGCUGCCAAAUCUGGCAUCACAGCCCCUGUCUCGCCUUCUGGAUGAGUUGGAGGUGCUGGAGGAGCUGAUUGUGCUGCUGGACCCUGAGCCUGGGCCAGGAGGGGCUUUGGCCUGUGGUACCACUCGACACCUGGCUGCCAAAUACGGCCUGCCUGCUUCCUGGUCCACCUUUGCCUACUCACUGCGACCCAGUCACUCGCCUCUGCGUGCCCUGAUUGAGAUGGUGGUGGCAAGGGAGCCCUCCGCUUCUCUGGGCCAGCUCGGCACACAUCUGGCCCAGCUAGGGCGGGCAGAUGCUCUGCAGGUGCUGUCCAAACUUGCCUGAUCUGGGGCUCGCCCGGCCUAGUACUCAAUAAAGUUUCCCUUGAAAUUAA
Eptesicus fuscus (big brown bat) is the source of this 2365-nucleotide messenger RNA. It is a transcript of the gene IGFLR1, whose product is annotated as IGF like family receptor 1. The coding region runs from base 1390 to 2316 and encodes 308 amino acids. Lineage: Eukaryota; Metazoa; Chordata; Mammalia; Chiroptera; Vespertilionidae. The transcript is spliced from 5 exons. The record is from RefSeq and is a predicted model, not a curated record.